Eufriesea mexicana is the source of this 618-nucleotide messenger RNA. It is a transcript of the gene AP-2sigma, whose product is annotated as adaptor protein complex 2, sigma subunit. The transcript is spliced from 4 exons. Gene Ontology annotation, molecular function: clathrin-cargo adaptor activity. Gene Ontology annotation, biological process: intracellular protein transport; clathrin-dependent endocytosis. Gene Ontology annotation, cellular component: AP-2 adaptor complex; membrane coat. Lineage: Eukaryota; Metazoa; Arthropoda; Insecta; Hymenoptera; Apidae. The record is from RefSeq and is a predicted model, not a curated record. Bases 184 to 612 code for a protein of 142 amino acids.
CAAGUAAUUAUUCAAAUAUCCAGAUUUUUUCAUUAAAUUUGUAGAUAUUAGGUCGAUGUAAUUCGUAAUUUUGAUAAUUUAGGGGCGGUAACAAAUGUCAUUCGAUUCCGUGUAUUCUUGUUGAUCAUCGGUUGUCAAGUGCAUUAAUCGUAAUAUUGGUUAGCGUGUAGAGUCAGAUUAAUCAUGAUCCGCUUUAUCCUCAUUCAAAAUAGAGCUGGAAAAACAAGAUUAGCAAAAUGGUAUAUGAAUUUUGAUGAUGAUGAAAAACAAAAGCUAAUAGAAGAAGUUCAUGCAGUAGUGACUGUACGAGAUGCUAAGCAUACUAACUUUGUUGAGUUUCGUAACUUUAAGAUUGUAUAUAGAAGAUAUGCUGGUUUAUAUUUUUGCAUUUGUGUUGAUGUCAAUGAUAAUAAUCUCUGUUACCUAGAAGCAAUACAUAAUUUUGUUGAGGUAUUAAAUGAAUACUUUCAUAAUGUGUGUGAAUUGGAUCUUGUAUUUAAUUUUUAUAAGGUAUAUACUGUGGUAGAUGAAAUGUUCUUAGCAGGUGAAAUAAGAGAAACUAGUCAAACAAAAGUACUGAAACAACUUACGAUGUUAAACACAUUGGAAUAAAAUUAU